Molecule: messenger RNA, 1233 nt
Organism: Arabidopsis lyrata subsp. lyrata
Lineage: Eukaryota; Viridiplantae; Streptophyta; Magnoliopsida; Brassicales; Brassicaceae
Product: probable plastid-lipid-associated protein 10, chloroplastic
Exons: 8
Coding region: 257-1111 (284 amino acids)
Source: RefSeq, a predicted model, not a curated record
AAUAAUAAAUGUACAGUAUUGAGUAAUUACAGAAAAUAAAGCUGUCCCUUCUUCCUCAGUUCUCAGGUAUCGAGUAGCUAGCUUCUGAGCUUCGAAGGUAUCGACUAAAUAUUUUUUCCUUUUUCUCGUAGACAUUAUUACUCUCAGGAAUAAAAGAUUUGAAAUUUCGGAGAAAAAAAUCUGAUUUUUUUAUGGGACAAGACAACUCGGUAACUCUUGGAUAAGCUUUUAUCCAUCGGGUGGUGAUUGUUCGAAAAUGGAUCGAAUUGCGUCUGCGACCUUCUCUUGCCCUGCGAUUUCAAUGCCUCGCGUCUGUAGAGUCAACCCUUUUGGCUUAAACAUUAACACCAAUCAUAGAAAGAGAUUCUCGUGUCCUAUAGCUGUAGCUUCUGGAGAGACGACGGCUCGGGUCGUAGACAAUGAACUUGACUUAGAACACAAGAAACACGAUUUACUGAGAGCUGUUCAAGACACUCAACGAGGACUCACUGCCACUUCUGAUCAACGAUCUAUCAUCGAGGAGGCUCUGGUGACUGUGGAAGGGUUUAAUGGCGGUGAAGAAAUCGAUCUAGUGAAGUUAGAUGGAACAUGGAGGCUACAAUAUACAUCUGCACCUGAUGUUGUUGUUCUAUUUGAAGCUGCUUCAAGACUUCCCUUCUUUCAGGUGGGGCAGGUCUUCCAGAAGUUUGAGUGCAGAGAUCGAUCAGACGGUGGGAUCAUUCGGAAUGUUGUUCAGUGGAGUCUUCCAAGCUUGUUGGAGGAGCAAGAAGGUGCAACACUUGUUGUUACCGCGAAAUUCGAUAAGGUCUGUAGUCGAAACAUCUACCUUCAGUUUGAAGAGCAGAUAAGUGUUAGAAACAUUAACAUCAAUGAGCAGCUUCAAGCUCUUAUCGCACCUGCAAUACUUCCUCGCUCAUUUCUAAGCCUACAGCUUUUGCAGUUUAUCCGUACUUUCAAAGCUCAGAUUCCAGUAACCGCAACCAGCCCAGGAAGGAGAUCUGUAGGUGGACUGUAUUACCUGUCGUAUCUCGAUAAUAACAUGCUUUUGGGUCGGUCUGUAGGAGGAGGAGGAGUAUUUGUCUUUACAAAAUCUCAACCCCUCGAGCUGUGAGAAUCAGACAAAUCUAUAAAACUCUGUUUUUAACUGUAUAUCACAGAAAAAAGAAGAACACUAUGUUAGCAGAUUCUGUUUAUGUACUGAAGAUCUUGUACAAUAUAGCAAAAAUGUUACUA